CAAAGCAGAAGUUUUAGAACGAAUGGUCUUUCGGUUCCGCUGUAUAAGCCAAGCCACCGUCACCACCGCCUACAGUGACUUCUUUCUCAAAGAAAAAGAAAAGUUGGUUUUCCGAGCUUUCUACGCAGCAACAGAUUAGUACUCUUAUCGCUAAAAAUGGCUUGAAAAGAAAUAGUGGUCGUCCUGCCAAAAAAAGAGAUAAAACAGCUAAAACUACAUCAUCAAUGAAUGUGGAAGAAGAUGGAUUUUCGAAACUACCUGAUGCAGUAAUCCUACACAUUCUGUCUUUUCUUCCCACUGUGGAUGUUGUUCGGACAUGCCUCCUUUCAAAGCGCUGGAAACUCAUGUGGCACUCAGUCCCCACACUUUAUUUCUCCGACACUGGAUUUCGAUGGCCAUCGAACAAAGAAAAGUUCUACAAUUAUGUUGACAAUUAUUUGAAACACCGCAAGAGAGGUAUGAAUUUUACAGUCGAUUCAGCCCUUACUAGUUUUAAGCUUCAGAUGCGGUCUUACUAUGAAACAAACAAACCCACUCGCAUAGAUAAAUGGUUAGAUUUUGCAGUUAAGAAUAAAGUCAAGAAAUUAAAUGUUUGGUUGAAUGAUGACUGUGAUGGUGAUAAUUUUUACUUUUACCCCUUACCUAAAUCAGUAUUCAAUUCAAGACAUUUGACUAUUUUGGAGUUGGGAAACUUAGAUUUAAGCACUGGUUCUUAUUCAAUUCGACUUCCAGCAUUGAAAACUCUGUUAGUUAACACAGUUUUAUUUACAAAUGAUGAUGUGCUAUUCAAGCUUUCGUUGGGUUGCCCUUCCCUCGAGAAAUUGUUGUUACAUUCGUGUGAUAUAAUGAAUGGGCCAUUUCGUUUACAAAGUUUAAGCCUCAAGGUCUUGGAAGUUGAAUAUGAUGAUGUUUACCUAGUUUUUCGGAAACGAACACAAACAAAAUAAUAGAAAGAUAAGAACUGUAGAAGUGUAGAAAUAUAAAUAGACAAACAGGUUUUUUACGUGGUUCAGGCGUUAAUGAGCCCUAGUCCACGAGUCGAUGUUAUUAUACUUGUAGAGAGUUACAGUAAAAUGGCUGGUGUACAAGAACCUCACAAACUCACAAUGUUUCUCUCGGGUUCUCUUGAGGAAGAUGAAGCUAAAGAGAUUUUUUCACAGAGUUCUUGUUCUAUCCCCCCUAUCGUAAAAUGAGGAGGUUUUUAUAGCUAGGGUUUUUUAUUAGGGUUUUACUCUACCCUUGUGAGUCUUAAUUACACUAGCCGUAAAUAGGGGAUACAAUUACUCUAGCAGCAUGGCUACCAGACUCUACGUAGGUAUAAUUACAUGAAAAUAUGGGGAAUGUCAAAAGGUAGCUGUAUUUUCCAGGCUGUCAGCGGAACAGUGGGCGAAAAGGCACUUUUAGGCGCGCUGGGAUGUGUGCGGCCUCGACCUGUCAGGCGGGAUCCUGUGUCAGAUGGGUAUCAUUCCAACUAUACCUCCUCCGUGACUCGACCGCCUGAUCUUUUUCC
Humulus lupulus (European hop) is the source of this 1510-nucleotide messenger RNA. RefSeq names its product F-box/FBD/LRR-repeat protein At3g26920-like. Gene Ontology annotation, molecular function: protein binding. Lineage: Eukaryota; Viridiplantae; Streptophyta; Magnoliopsida; Rosales; Cannabaceae. The transcript has 2 exons. The coding region runs from base 225 to 947 and encodes 240 amino acids. The record is from RefSeq and is a predicted model, not a curated record.